Naumovozyma dairenensis CBS 421 is the source of this 1077-nucleotide messenger RNA. RefSeq lists its product as uncharacterized. Gene Ontology annotation, biological process: regulation of transcription by RNA polymerase II; chromatin remodeling. The record is from RefSeq and is a predicted model, not a curated record. The transcript has a single exon. Lineage: Eukaryota; Fungi; Ascomycota; Saccharomycetes; Saccharomycetales; Saccharomycetaceae. Bases 1 to 1077 code for a protein of 358 amino acids. Gene Ontology annotation, molecular function: histone binding. Gene Ontology annotation, cellular component: Swr1 complex; NuA4 histone acetyltransferase complex.
AUGCAAGAACCAAGCCUGGAAAUACCUGUGGUAAAUGACCCACUUGCAGAUGCAUUAAAGGAUGUUUAUGAUGUCGUCAAACUCAUACUGCGAGUAAAAACACAACAAGUGAUUAUCCAGGAUCCACCAUUGACGGAUCAGACCAUAGAUGAGGCAAUAGAUUCUGAUGAUACAGUUGAGGAAACCGUUUCUCCCUCAGAUGAUAUCACAAUUUUACUGCAAAACAGUCAAGGAAGUGAGAGACUACAUACAAUCGAGACAUCCGAAAGUGGUAAUGGUACCCAGGAAGAACUGAGCAAGGAAGGUCUCCAUUUCGAAAGUGGUACACACAAUGGUCAUCUAAUGGAAAACAAACUUGUGAUAAAUGGAGGAUAUGAAAACAAUAAAGAAGCAAUCGAUGGUCGAGAAGAAGAAGAUCAUGAUAAUGAUGAGGACGAUGGAGAAGGAGAUGAAUUACCGCUACGUAAAUGGAGAGUUGAAAUAUGUCUACUUGAUAAAGAAGGGAAUGAGAUUGAAGCAUCUAUACUAAAAUCAUGCACAUAUUAUCUCCAUCCAACGUUUGCAAAUCCUGUUCGAAAAAUCAGCUCUCCACCAUUCACAUUAGAUGAACAAGGUUGGGGUGAAUUUGAAUUUAAAAUAAUAUGCAAUCUCAUAGAACAAGCGGGUAAAUUUAUUGUAUUCCAUGAUCUUCAGUUUUCAGAAGAAGCAUAUGCUAUGGAUUACUCGAUUUAUAUCUCAUGUAAUACGCCACUAAUACGAAGUUUUCUUGAGAGUCAUCAUCUUUUGCCAGAUACUUCUAUCGAAAAUGUUGAUGAACUCAUACACAAGGAAAUAUACAAAGCACAUUCUAAGUGGAUCAAAGAAGUGCCAUAUUACGAUGAAGAUCUCGUUGAUGAGAUAACCCAAAUGAUAAUUAAUCAUCCUUCUGUCAUGACGGAAAUAAAUAAAUAUCCCAGAAAGGAAGCGUUUGUUAUGGGAUUCUAUCAGUUACCACUAGAUUUAUUGAAUUCUAUUCGUGCACAUAUUAAUAAAGAACAUGACGUUAAACAAGAUGUGGAAUGUUCAGAUGGUGCGUAG